GGCCAUCUUGGGACAGAGCUACUUAUAUUGAAUGCCAAUAUACUGUAUACUGUACUUUUAAAUUAGAACAAAACAUACAGUCUGAACAGACACCUAUGUCGAUUAUAGCGUUUGACCGAAAAAGUGUGGGGCAUAAAUUUUUAAUGAGACUUUUUUUAAAUGCUAAUCAGUAAGUUAAAAAAAUGAACCGGAAGAGUUUGCUUUCAAUAUUUAUUUUUGUGAACUAGAGGAACGGGUCCUUCUGGAAGAGGCUUGCCUCUUUCACCCUGAAGAUGGAACCGUGUCACGGGGUUAUGAAAGCUUUCCCCAAAGUUAAAAGGGCCCGAAUUUCUCAAGAAAAAGAUUAUCCUCCUUUAAAGAAGAAAUCUGAUGAAUUUGAUGUCACAGGACAUAUCUUUAAUGGUACCUCGGUGUACAUCCUGCCUGCAGGAAUAGGAAAUGCAAGAUGUCAAAUCUUUCAAAGACAAAUUCAACAAAACGGAGGCCAGACAGAAAGGUCGCUCUGUGCUGGUGUCACUCAUGUUGUUGUUGAUGACAACAUGGAGUGUGACAGGGCUCUGCGUCUCAUCAAGGUGGACGCAAUGCCUUCCGGUGUCCAUCUCGUGAAAUGCAGUUGGUUAAGUUCAUGUAUCAGUGAGAAACAACUCUUGAAUGAAUCAAGCUACAGUCUUAUAACAAAGAGGGAUUUGGAAACUCAACAAGACUUGCUGAACACCAAAUCUGCAACUGAGGUGACUCCCAAGCCAGAAUGUGAUCAAAGCAAGUUAGGGGAGACAUCAGACAUGAUUGCAUCAGGCAAAACAGAAGCGCAAGGAGAAGAUGAGGGAGUCAGUCAGAGCCACCUUGAAGCUCUCAUCACAGGCCAGCGCCCCAAAGAAGAAGCCACUGGGCUCAACCUUGAGCCUGGUGGAGACACUGUCAUUCGUCCGGUGGUCUCGGGGAAGUGGGUCUGCGCACAAUCUUCUCAAUCCAAAAGUGAUAACUUCAACAAACACAUCACCGACAAACUAGAACUACUGGCCAAGGCUUAUACACACCAGGGGGACAAGUGGAGGGCAUUGGGGUACUCCAAAGCUGUCAAUGCAUUGAAGAGCUAUCACAAGCCAGUUACGUCAUAUCAGGAGGCAUGUCUCAUCCCGGGAAUUGGCAAACGCAUGGCGGACAAAAUUGAUGAGAUCAUGGAAAGUGGUCAUCUGCGCAAGCUAGAUCACAUUGGAGAGGCGGUGCCAGUAUUGGAGCUUUUCACCAACAUUUGGGGUGCGGGAGCAAAGACAGCACAGCUUUGGUACCAACAGGGAUUCCGCACUUUGGAGGACAUCCGCACAAAAGCCCACUUGAGCAGCUCUCAGAAAAUAGGGCUCAAGCACUAUGAUGACUUUCAAGACAGAAUGCCCAGGGAAGAAGCUGCAGCCAUUGAGGAAGUGGUGACGCGUGCUGCCAAAGCAAUAGAUUCUGGCUUGGUGGCAAUGGCAUGUGGCUCGUAUCGCAGGGGAAAGAGAACAUGUGGAGAUGUUGAUGUGCUUAUUUCACAUCCUAACGGAAAAUCCCACAAAGGUGUAUUCAGCAAAGUGCUCCAGAGCCUCCAUGACACUGGCUUUUUGACAGACGAUCUCGUGAGUCACGAGGAGAAUGGAGAGCAGAAGAAAUACAUGGGCGUAUGCCGCCUGCCAGGAGCAGACCGCCGCCAUCGCAGGCUGGAUGUCAUUGUGGUGCCUUACAAUGAGUUUGCCUGUGCGCUGAUGUACUUUACCGGCUCGGCACACUUCAACCGCUCCUUGCGGGCUCUAGCAAAGACAAAGAACAUGAGCUUGUCAGAGCAUUCGCUUAAUCAAAGUGUGGUGCGUCAAGGUAGUGCUAAGGUGUAUGCUGGCACUCCCCUACCUACACCUACCGAGAGUGACGUUUUUAAACUUUUGGGUAUACCAUACAGAGAGCCUUGUGAAAGGGACUGGUGACAGUUUGCAAUCGCCAUGCUUUGUUCUAUUAGAAUUAAGCCAUCCAUCCAUCCAUUUUCCGAUCCGCUUUAUCCUCACAAGGGUGCUGGAGCCUGUCCCAGCUGUCUUCGGGCAGUAGCUGGGGAAUACCCUGAACCGGUUGCCAGCCAAUCGCAGGGCACACACAGACGAACAACCAUCUGCGCUCACACUCACACCUAGGGACAAUUUUGGAGUGUUCAGUCAGUCAGCCUGCCGUGCGUGUAUUUGGAAUGAGAAAACCGGAGUACCCGGAAAAAAACACGCAUGCACGGGGAGAACAUGCUAACUCCACACAAGGAAGGCCGGAGCCGUAAUCGAACUCUACACCUCUGCACAGUGAAUCCGACGCGCUAACCUGUCGACCACUGGGCACUUCACAUACAAUUUAGGACAGGUAAAAUUUAUUUAGACCUGAUUGACUUGAACGUUGAUUUUAUUCGACAGUUCAAAGGAAGCGCCCCCUUUGAAACAUUUCUUGAACUACAUGCACUAUACAAGAAUGCACAAAUGUUAAAUACUAGAUUCACAAGCUCAAUAUUUAAUAACUUGAUGAACAUGCAAAUAAAAUUUUGCUUGUAUACACACUAUUUCUGUGAGAUAAUACAAUAAAAUAUCGAGCGUUUUGCUGUCACUUAAAAUGAAACAACUGAUCAUGAAAGCUGUCACUAAUAAAAUGUAUUCAACAAUUAGGCAAAUGUUUUCAACUUGAUGUACAUGCAAUAGAAAAUUGGUGAACGGGGUUGCUUGAAUGUCACCGCUGCAUGAAUCCCUACAGACUAUCAACUCUUCAAUCAGGAAACUAAAGGAAACAUUAAAUGUGUGUGUGUUUCUGGUUGAAUAAAGGUGGAUGACUUGCA
Messenger RNA from Hippocampus zosterae (dwarf seahorse), 2833 nucleotides. It is a transcript of the gene poll, whose product is annotated as polymerase (DNA directed), lambda. The coding region runs from base 273 to 1955 and encodes 560 amino acids. The transcript has 9 exons. Gene Ontology annotation, molecular function: DNA binding; DNA-directed DNA polymerase activity. Gene Ontology annotation, biological process: double-strand break repair via nonhomologous end joining. Gene Ontology annotation, cellular component: nucleus. Lineage: Eukaryota; Metazoa; Chordata; Actinopteri; Syngnathiformes; Syngnathidae. The record is from RefSeq and is a predicted model, not a curated record.